This is a messenger RNA of Limulus polyphemus (Atlantic horseshoe crab), 2544 nucleotides long. Its product is annotated as growth/differentiation factor 8-like. Gene Ontology annotation, biological process: SMAD protein signal transduction. Lineage: Eukaryota; Metazoa; Arthropoda; Merostomata; Xiphosura; Limulidae. Gene Ontology annotation, cellular component: extracellular region. The coding region runs from base 239 to 1504 and encodes 421 amino acids. The record is from RefSeq and is a predicted model, not a curated record. The transcript is spliced from 4 exons. Gene Ontology annotation, molecular function: growth factor activity; cytokine activity.
AAAGAACGAGAAGGUCUGGCACACAUGGAUUUGCUGGAUGGAAAGAGGCGGUUACAGACACCUCCCACGCCGCUGGACUGCAGAACGUUCGUUGGUGUUGGUUGAUUAGAGGCGUGCUCUUAUCAGUGUCAAUGAUAAUCUCGUGUCUAUAAAAAGACAUCCAACCACCCCUUUUCUAGAAGUCUUAGGAAAUCUAUCACAUUAAGUUUGUAUUAAUUUCAAUCGAGGAAACUUUAUUAUGUCUCCAUUGAAGGGAAGGGUCAGGCUAAACCUUGCGUGGAUGAUAAUUUUGUGUGUGAGAUUCAGUUGUGAGUCCUCUUCUAUAAAGGAACUUGGACAAGUAAAAUUUCAUAGUAGCAGGAGGAACAUACAGAGCAAAAACUUCGUAAAUUUUUCUUCUGAUCACCACCUCGAGAGAAACUUAAUAUUAACGGGUUCUGAUGACAAAACAGUCUUUCAUAGAGAUGUCUACGCAAACUGUUCUAUCUGUAUUCGGAGAGAGGUUGAGAGGUUUGAACAUCUUGAAGCGAUCAAAACAAAAAUUUUGGAGAAACUUGGUUUAAAGCAGCCUCUAAAUGUUAGUAAGAAGAUUACACUCCCUCAAAUUCCACCUAUUCACGAAAUUCGUAAUGAAAUAGAAUAUAUUAACAGGUCUGAGAGCAAUACUGAUGAAGAACAGGAAUGGGAUGAUGAAACCUUGCCAGAAAAAGUUAUUGCUUUUGCUGAAAUUACUUCUGAAGGAAAGGAUAUUAUCACCGAUUUGGAUUAUUUCCUUUCCUUUAAAUUUUCGGAGAAGCUGAGGAAUGGUUACGUUUCUUCAGCUCACCUGUGGCUGUUCCUUCAUGUCAAUGAAACGAUCACAGGAGAAACCUGGAUUUCCCUUUAUAAAGUCAAAAAAGAGAGUAACAUGGCCACUUACAUAAAGUAUCGUACAAAAAGAAUCCAUACAGUGAAGCCCCGAAGGAGAUGGGUGAAAAUUAAUGUUCGUGGAUUAGUGACAGAGUGGAUUUUUAACCCUGAAUUAAAUCAUGGGGUUAUGGUGUACUGCUUCAAUCACAAAGGAGACAGCAUACCUUACACGCGUCCAAAUCACGAUAUACAUUAUCAGAUGCCUUUCAUUGAAAUAAAGACGAACAGAAGGCUUCUCCAAAGGGCUAGGCGUAGUUUUAGUUUCAACUGUUCACCUGGUUCGAAAGAAACAAGGUGUUGUCGACAUCCGUUGACAGUGGAUUUCGCCGAGAUGAAAUGGGACUUUAUAAUUGUGCCCCUUCGCUACCAAGCGUAUUACUGCGGAGGAGACUGUCCUCCUGCGUUCCUACCUGAACAUUUACACACCGUGUUGGCUCAACAUGCUGCAGUCGACAAAUCGGUGGAACCUCUUUCUCAGUGUUGCUCAGCUAGCAGCUUGUCUCCAAUAACUAUUAUUUACCGGGAUGAAGCCAAGAACAACUACUUACGCGUAUUGGUAGAAGACAUGAUUGUAAAUAGUUGCAGUUGUUCCUAGUGUAACAAGAUCGUUUCAACAGUUAACUAAAUCUCGUGAAAAGAAAAGGAGAAAAUUAAAAUCCUCGAACACAAAGAAAAAAAAAUCAGAGUUAUUUGUAAGUAUGUGCUAGAGUUACAACCGAACAUAUACAGAAUUAUUAAUAUAUCAGUUGCCAAAAAAAGCUUUGAAAAUCGUGCUUUGAUAGAACUGUUUAUGUUAUCAUGCAGACUACCAAACUGCAAGUAAAACUUAUUUUAAAAUUUUGGUAGGUUUAAAAUAAUAUGACAUUGUACAGGAUGUAGAUUAUAGCAAUGAUAUAAAUUCAUUUAUUUACUAUUUUCUAGUUUUGUUUUAAUAAAAAAAGCAUCAUGAUGAUACGUACUUAAUAAUAUACAAGUAAACUUUAAGGGUUUAGUUUAUCUGUGAUAACGUGUAAGGUCCAUAGAGAUCCAGUAGUUGUAAAGUUUGGUCAAGUCUGGGAAGACUUCUUAGUAUAAAUUUAAUUAUUCACAUGAACACAAACAAAUUUUACUAAUCCAAACGUGCUCGUCGAAUAUAACAAUUCCUUUGUCAAGUGUAUGUAAGAUAAAAUUACAUUUCUAUUUUAGAGAGAUAUAAUAAAUUUUUAUUUCAGCAAAAUAAUUUAUUUUUAAAUACAUAUACAAUGAAAAACGAAAUAUGAUGCAGCCUUGAUAUAAAAUAUAAUUGGAGUGAUAAUUAUUUGUUGAGAUAUUGUAUACAACAAACGAUCGGCUUAACCUUUAAUCUUAAAGGUAAAUUGUCAUAUGGAAUAUCUAAAUGCUUUCCUAAAAGUUGUAUAAAAAUGUUUUCCAAAAUAUAAAUCGAAGCCUCUUUGGAACUACUAAUAAUUUCAAUUCUAUGUGUUGCGCACCUAAGGAUUCUGUGAUUUUUUUUACCAGAUGUUAUUGCUGUGUAAGCUUUUUGUGUAUGUCAUAAUUCAGUAAAGACAAAUAGAAAAGAAAGUUUGGGCUAUUCUAGUUAAAAAUGGCAUGCAUAUUUUCUUCUUGUAUAGAACAAUUAAAAAUUCUAGUUAGUGU